UAUUGAUAUCUCAAAAUGAAGGAUGAUAAGUUAUCAUUGAUAAUUGUGGUUAUAUUCCUAAUCAGUUUGGAAGAACGUGAACGAAUAAAAAACAAUGCUUUUCUGUUUUUCGUAUAUAAAAGCUAUACUACAUCAAUGUGUGAUCAUCAUUGGUUACAUUCAUGGAACUUCAUCAUCUUACAUUCAUUAACUCUUCGUAACAUUAAUUUGUUAACAAAAAAAAAAAAAAUGAUCACCUCAAGAGUUGUUUUGAUUUUGGCGUUAGCUUGUCUUACCAAGGCUAAAGCAGUUCCAUGUGGAAAUUAUCCGUACCCUCCUCCUUGCCAGCUAAACCCUUAUUUCCUACCACCACCUCCACCAUGCCCACCACCCUGCCCACUACCUUGCUUACCACCGUGCCCACCACCAUGCCCUCCACCAUGCCUUCCACCAUGCUUCCUACCAUGCCCUCCACCAUGUCCACCACCUUGCCCACCACCUUGCCCACCACCUUGCCCACCACCUUGCCCACCACCUUGCUCACUCCCUUGCUUACCACCGUGCCCACCACCAUGCCCACCCCCAUGCUUCCUACCAUGUCCACCACCGUGCCCACUACCAUGCCCCCUUCCUUGCUUACCACCAUGCUUACCACCAUGCCCUCCACCAUGCCCUCCACCAUGCCCUCCACCAUGCCCUCCGCCAUGCCCUCCACCAUGCCCUCCACCAUGCCCUCCACCAUGCCCUCCACCAUGCUUCCUACCAUGCCCGCCACCUUGCCCACCACCUUGCCCACUCCCUUGCUUACCACCGUGCCCACCACCAUGCCCACCACCAUGUCCACCACCAUGCUUCCUACCACAAAAUUUAAUACCAGUUCCAAUAACUCCUUUACCAUGUGCACCACCAUGUGCACCACCAUGUGCACCACCAUGUGCACCCCCAUGUGCAUGUCCUCCUCCUCCAUGCUCUCCAUGCUAUCCAGGAUGCGGAUUAAGCCCAUAUUGUUAAUUAUGAUGAAUUUUAUACUUUUCUACAAAAAAAAAAAUGGAUUUUACUCACCAUAAAAUGGAUACGACCACCAUGUCACCUACUCACCUUCCACGUUCAUAUUUCACUCUACCGACAUUCUCGCAUUUGUAGAAUCAUGUUAUAAACUUUAUCCCACCGACUCCAUGGAAGCUUAAAAAUGUCGACAUCACUUUUAUAUUAUUUAAAUUGUCAUGCAUUUCAAGACUCAAUAUAUUUUAUUAUGUUAUAUAAAACUGUUAUACUUAUAAUCAAUAAUCCUUAAUUUUGUAUGUACUCUUAAAAAUGUAAGUAAUAUAACUAUGCGACCGUUAUUUUGAAUAAACACUGAACAAUUCAUUAUCCAUGUGUAGAAAAUCAAGAUAUAAAAACAAUUAUUAUAAAAUAUGUGCUUGUACAA
Acyrthosiphon pisum (pea aphid) is the source of this 1408-nucleotide messenger RNA. RefSeq names its product vegetative cell wall protein gp1-like. Lineage: Eukaryota; Metazoa; Arthropoda; Insecta; Hemiptera; Aphididae. The transcript is spliced from 2 exons. The record is from RefSeq and is a predicted model, not a curated record. Bases 16 to 990 code for a protein of 324 amino acids.